AUGGCCGGCCGCAUCGAGUCGAGUGGGCGGGCCUCCCUUGCUGAUCCUGUGGAGCACCUGGCGGCGCGUGGUGGCCUCCCUAACCGCGAACUCAUGUGCCGGCCGCAGCCCACCAAGCGGCUUGCGGCUGACUCCUGCGCGCAGUGGCUCCAAUAUCAGCCAGCGAUCCAGCCGCCCUGUUGA
Molecule: messenger RNA, 183 nt
Organism: Coccomyxa subellipsoidea C-169
Lineage: Eukaryota; Viridiplantae; Chlorophyta; Trebouxiophyceae; Coccomyxaceae
Exons: 2
Coding region: 1-183 (60 amino acids)
Source: RefSeq, a predicted model, not a curated record